AUUCUAGCAAUGGAGUGGUUGGUCCUCAUCGCGCUAAGUAUUACAGUACGUACAACAGUGCAGCAGGUUCUUGGUUUUACUGUCCCCCUCUAUGAUGCCGGACUUGCCGGAUACAGCCAUAAGUUGAAAAUUGCUUAUUUGGAGCCAGCUUUCGAAGUUCUGCUUACUACAACUAGUUCGAUGUUAUGGAUUCCACACAUCAACUGCACCACAGAAGCAUGUGAAAAUAAGAAAAAAUUCAAUUCAUCAAGAUCGAGUUCAUUCAAGCUAGAUGCAACCACUUGGCAGUCUGAAAAAUAUGGCGCUAAUGGCGUGCUUGGAAUCGAUACAAUUGUACUCUAUCAAACCAGCGGAACGAUGCGUGUGAUGCCGUAUACUGCAUUUGGGAUGGCCACAAAUAUCACUGUUGGAGAUAAAACGGUAAACGUCCCAGAUGGAGCCCUUGGACUAAGUUUUCGAUCCGAUCCCGGCAGCAAUAGCACGGCAUUCAUCAGUCAAGCUAAAAGCAAAGGAUACCUAUAUGAUGCCAUAUUCACCGUGUAUUUGAAGUCACAAACAGAAGCUGGGGAAGAAGCUGGAAUGAUUACAUACGGAUCUCAAAAUUUUGACAACUGUGCACCUAUUGUUGACUAUCACAGCUUUUCAACGUACACUUCGUAUCAAUUUCAGAUCACAACCAUCUCCUUGGGAAGGAUUUACUGGCCUAAGAAAUUUGAAGCAGUGCCGGAUUUGCAUAAAUUCAUCAUUGGUCCAUACUACAUCAUAGCUCAACUUGCCAUCACUGCUGGAGCAGAGUAUGACGAGGGUUUCUAUUGGAUAGACUGCAACGCUACAUUUCCGGAUUUGGAAAUCAAGAUUGGCUCAAUGAGCUACUACAUAAGUUCGGAGGAACUUAUAUUGAGGAAUGACAACGACACUACAUGCAUGUUGGCGAUGAAGCAUAUGAGGCGCGAUGUUCAACUUGACUAUCAGUGGUCAUUCGGAGCUCCAUUUAUACAGAGUCAUUGCAUAUCGCUCGACUUCGGAAGAAAACGACUUGGAAUUGCAAGAAUGAAUUAUACGUCAACCACCACUACAGUUACGAGACGCAGAAGGACUACUCGAUCCACAACAAUCAGAGCACCGUUAACAUCAUCAAAGAUAGCCACUACGACAAGUGCAGCGCCUCGGCAACAACUUUUCAUUGUAACUGCCUUCGCAUCACUCAUUGUUGGUUUAACUUGA
Molecule: messenger RNA, 1224 nt
Organism: Cylicocyclus nassatus
Lineage: Eukaryota; Metazoa; Nematoda; Chromadorea; Rhabditida; Strongylidae
Source: the annotation of a GenBank genome assembly